This is a messenger RNA of Schizosaccharomyces octosporus yFS286, 2073 nucleotides long. Its product is annotated as eukaryotic nuclear protein implicated in meiotic chromosome segregation. Gene Ontology annotation, cellular component: nucleus. Gene Ontology annotation, biological process: mRNA splicing, via spliceosome. Bases 780 to 1985 code for a protein of 401 amino acids. The transcript has a single exon. NCBI's taxonomy places the organism in Eukaryota, Fungi, Ascomycota, Schizosaccharomycetes, Schizosaccharomycetales, Schizosaccharomycetaceae. The record is from RefSeq and is a predicted model, not a curated record.
UAAAAAGUGAUUCAUCAAAGAUACGUCAACGACCGCGACUCCAAGUGAAACAAGAGGUUCAUUAUAAGCAACACUUCCUUGUUUGUAAGAUUUGUGAGUGAAUAUUUGCUCUUUCAAUUCUCGGGUUGGAAUGUAGUUCUUACUUCCAAAUACACGGUUGAAGAAUGAAUCAACGUCUUGAGCCGAAGAGCUUAAUUCGCAAGUAUGGCCAUUCUCCUUUGGAUAGAUGUUCAUAACAUUUCGGGAAAAAAUACUACUUAAACUUUGAGGACGAACCACACUCCAUUUUGGUAUAAAUCCCGAUCUCAAAAUGCCUCUAGAAAACAUGAAUGUAUGAUUUAACAAAUAUUCCAAAGUAGCCUUUUUCCUUUAACAAUACACGUCCAAAACUAAUUCUUUUGAAAAGAAAAAUUACUAUAAAAGAGAUUGUUGAAGAAAGCACUCAAAAGAAAAUGUUUCUUUCCCUUGGGUAUUAAGGGUGUGGUCAAGACAAAAGCAUUCAUACAUAAGGUCCCAUACAAUUCAAGCCAAGUUCUGCAAUUUCGCUAAAUUGAUUGAAUUAAUAUAUUAACAUCUAAUAAAAACAAAUAAUUAGUUUCAUUACAUGUGACAAGGCCCUAUUUUGAAUUUCAACUUACAUUUUUUACUAGUUUAAAAAAACUGUAUGAGAACCAAGAACUCAUUGCUCGCGAUCAGUUUAUUUAAUUUCUAAUUUGUUUAGAAAAAUUUUGUUGUUUUCUAAAAUUGAUUUGUCUAGUCUAAUAACCUGAAUUAAUGGAAUGCACGGAUCAACAAAGAUGAAUCAGGAUGAUUUUCGAAAGCUAUUAGCUACCCCCAGAAGCGAAACCUCAGAGUUAGAUAAAAUACCAAAGAGAUCUCAAGGUCUUUCAUUUGGCAGGCGACAUCCAAGAUUGCCUACAUCAUUACCUCCUAGAUCAAUCAUUAAAAGACAUCCGAAUCCAAAACCUAACUUCAAUAAGCCUUCUUCUUCGUUAACAGAAGCAGGAAACUUUGAUACCGAUGAACCUGAAACGCUCUCUGAAAGCGAUCGUCUCGUGCAAGAUUUACGUAGUAAGCUUCACCAUGGUGAAAUUACAGGAGAUGAAUUUUCAAGAAGAACACAAGAAUUAGGUGGGGAUUUGUCUACUACUCACCUUGUUCGAGGUUUAGAUCGCAAACUUCUACAAAAAGCAAAAUCUCAACAUAUCGAGCCUGAUAUUCCUCAAUUUACGGAAAAAACCUCGGAGGAAUCCAAACCAGUGGAAAAUGAAGAACAGGAUGAUAAUCUUCUUGAAGAAUUGGCUGAGAGAACAACGAACACAAGUCCAAAACCUUCUGAAGAUGCCUUGGUAAGCUCGGCAAGUACAUAUAUACCAAGAUAUCCUAAUGGGCAACCUAAAUACCGAAGGGCCAUCGAAGAAGGAAAAAAAGUGAAAUACGAACUUGAUGAGGACGGGAAUGUUUUAAAGCGACUGGUGAAAAAAGAUAAAAAGAAAGUUCCAUUAGAGCGAACGACGGCUCACAACGAUAAUGAAGCACCACCUCUUGAUGUAAAAAAACAGAGAGAGGUGGUUCCUUUACCAAAGGUUGAUACAGAUGCUGAUAUAUUUGAAGAAGCUGGAGAUGACUAUGACCCAUUCCACGACGAUGACGAUAAUGAUAAUUCUGAGCCCAAGCGUAUUAAACUAGAAGUCGGGGAUAAAGAAUCGAAAGGUAAUGAAUCCAAUAUAUUUGUCGGUAAUCUCUUUGCAGAUGCAAAAGAUACAGUUCAGGAUGGUCCUAAAGAUUUUCGACGACAAAUCCAGCAUUUGGCAAGUUUACAGAGUCGAAGAGAAAUUGAAGAUUUGAAGAAACAUGAAAGCAAAAAGAAAGUGGAUGCUGGUUUUGGUUUGACAUUAGCAAAUGACGAUACUUUGGACAUCUCUGAUGGGGUCGAAUCUGAAGAUGAUGAAGAUGGAGGGAAAAAGCGAAAAAAUCGAAAGUAAACAUUUUGAGGGAAGCAUUUUAGUUACUAUGUUAAAUGAAAAGUUGCAUUACGAAUAAAAAUCAACAAGGUUAAUUUCAAGAAUUAUG